GUCAUUGCCGCCGUGCACGGACCCUGCAUCGGAGCCGGUGUUGACCUGAUCUCGGCCUGUGACAUCCGGUUCUGCUCCCAGGACGCCUCGUUCCAGGUCAAGGAGGUUGACAUCGGGCUGGCGGCCGACGUGGGGACCCUCCAGCGCCUCCCCAAAAUCGUGGGGAGCCAGAGCCUGGUGAACGAGUUGGCCUUCACUGCCCGCAGGAUGUUGGCGUCCGAGGCCCUGAGCUGCGGCCUCGUCAGCCGGGUGCUGCCCGACAAGGCCGCGCUGCUGGAGGUGGCCCUGGGGGUGGCCGUGGCCAUCGCCGCCCGCAGCCCCGUGGCCGUGCAGGGCACCAAGAUCAACCUCGUCUACUCCAGGGACCGACCCACCCCCGAGGGGCUGCAGCACAUGGCCACGUGGAACAUGGCCAUGCUGCAGACCGAGGACAUCCUCAAGUCGGUGCAGGCGGCCCUGGAGAAGAAGGGCCCCGAGGAGGUCCCCUUUGCCAAGCUCUGAUGUCACCGGGGUGCCACCAAGGUCCCCUCCGUGUCCCCAACGUCCCCUCCCUUCCCCAGGCUCUGGUGUCACCUGGGUGCCACCAGUGUCCCCUUCACCCGGCCUUAAUGUCACCUCAGUGCCACCAACCCCCUCUGGAUGUCCCCCAGGCUCUGGUGUCACCUCAGUGCCACCAACCCCCUCUGGAUGUCCCCCAGGCUCUGGUGUCACCUCAGUGCCACCAACCCCCUCUGGAUGUCCCCCAGGCUCUGGUGUCACCUCAGUGCCACCAACCCCCUCUGGAUGUCCCCCAGGCUCUGGUGUCACCUCAGUGCCACCAACCCCCUCUGGAUGUCCCCCAGGCUCUGGUGUCACCUCAGUGCCACCACCCCCUCCCCAGUGUCCCCUUCCCGGGGCUCUGGUGUCCCCUCGGGGUCCCCAAUAAA
Molecule: messenger RNA, 926 nt
Organism: Chiroxiphia lanceolata (lance-tailed manakin)
Lineage: Eukaryota; Metazoa; Chordata; Aves; Passeriformes; Pipridae
Gene: ECH1
Product: enoyl-CoA hydratase 1
Exons: 7
Cellular component (GO): mitochondrion
Molecular function (GO): delta(3,5)-delta(2,4)-dienoyl-CoA isomerase activity
Source: RefSeq, a predicted model, not a curated record